CAUAGCUCGAAAUACACCAUGCGCCUGCUUUUGUGACAUUACCGUUAUUUUUCUUUCAAGGCGCAUUUUGAUUCUUAUACCGCUUGGAGAUACAGACAAUACACCUACAAGUCGGGAUGCUCCGGCGCGCAGCGGCCCUUCCGCGACACGCAGCCCUCUUCACGAAUGCGACGCCGCAUCUCCCCGCCCAUCGCAUCCCUUCUAUUAGACGGCCGAUAUCGUUUCUACCAUGGCGGAAUAAAACAACGUCGGAAGGCCAUCCGGUCUAUUUUGCGCGGCCCAGCAGCUCACCGAAACCGGGUGCCUUCCGACGCCAGUUGGGUCGCAUACUUUUCACCACACUAGCUGCAUAUGCCUGUUGGCAGAUCUUCGCGACCGUCGUCUUUGAUCCGCUAUUGGACUGGGCAGACCACGAAUGGGAGACUUUGUCGGAGAAGGAAAAGAAAGAGAUGGAAGACAUGGCGGAUGAGGACGAACCCAUUCUCUUCCUUCCGUUCCCAUUUACAACGAAAGAGGUCAAACAGCCACCGUACAAAGGCUCGGACCCUGAGUGGGCAACAUUCCUCGCUGUGAAUAAAGAUCGCCAGUUGCAAAACGACAUCCAGAUGGGGCUAGCUGAACUUAUACGACGAGGAGUUGAAAGGAACCCUGCGUAUGUUCAACUGCUUGGCGGUCGAGAUAUUAAACUGAAGAAAUUUUGGCUGGAUAUUAUUUAUCCCCCUGCACCACCUCCUAAGCAUUAUGUUUCUGGUAUCAUCAUCGAUGACGACGGCAUAUUCUGGGGCGAUCGACCAAUGGAUUCGUUAGCCGCAAACCACCUGAAUACAGCUAUAUAUCCCAAGGCAGUGGCAUUAUCAGCGUGGGCGUUUAUCGAUUCAUUGACUAGACAAACAGCCCAAGACAUUGCCAAAGCUUUGGGUUUCAACACACCACCUCCACCCGAAGCCACAUGGCAGGCUGCCAUCCUCAACCGCAUCAAAGAACAAAGCGAGCUCGGAACAGCUGGCAAGCAAACUGUCAGAGUCCCAGGACAGCCAGACAAGGCAAACUUUCCUCUUCACACUGGAAUCAGCGAAAUACCGGGCACGCCGUUUAGUGGCGUAAGCCAAGUCGAUCCACGGAUUCAAGCCGCCCUUCAGGCAGCUACAGUGACCUUUACGAAAAACUGGCAGCCUGCAAGGCAGCCACCGAGCCGAGGGUGUAUCAAAGUUGAUGGGCUUGUAGAGUUACAGGGAAAGUCUGCAGUCAUGGCUGUAUACGUCUUGGGGUGGUACGACCCGAAGCAACGAAAGUUUAUGGGCGUCCAGACUGGACUGAAGCAUCUACUACAGCUGAAGCAGAGACCAGGGGGUGGGAGCUAGCUUUCACGAACAUUCGGCGCGCGUUUGACUUUCGUUUUUUAUAUAUGUACAAAUAUUGAGCACAUAGUAGCAUUACGGCUUGGUUAUGGCAUGGCAUGGAUCGGCGCUGGGGUUAUGGCCUCCUGUUUGGGUUUACUUUACGAUACCACCCCUAAAUCAGAUCCUAGAGAGAAAGAUUGUACUGGCACGCAAACAUAAUACACUGCAUGCAGUAACCGCAG
Trichoderma atroviride IMI 206040 is the source of this 1582-nucleotide messenger RNA. RefSeq lists its product as uncharacterized. The record is from RefSeq and is a predicted model, not a curated record. NCBI's taxonomy places the organism in Eukaryota, Fungi, Ascomycota, Sordariomycetes, Hypocreales, Hypocreaceae.